GUUUCACUAUUCCUCCAUGCACGGCGCGAUCAACACUGAUCAGCUGACGGCUACUAACGGUUGCUUUGUGUUUAUUGUUACGUUGACGUUAAUGUCAGAUGAUCCGAUGCGAGCCGAUGUUCAUUCACGUAAUAGAUACAGUACCUUCGAUCUCUCGUGAAAUCAGAAGAAUGUUGUCACAUUCCACGCGUCUCGUACAUCUAAAUACGUAUGUCUGUCAAGUACGAAAUUAAAUAAAUUGUUCGGCGAUAAACUUACUACGCUUUUACAUUCGCGUCGACAUCCACGUUUUUCAUUUUCGCUUUUCGGUUGAAUUCAAUUGUUUGGUCUUGUUUUCGACAUCGUUCGCGGUCCGAAUUACUGAAUAAAUAAAGAAAGAAAUAAGAUAAUGCGGUUGCUGAUCGCUAAUAAUUACCACAGCACGUUACGCGGUGUUGACAGAGCCACGAAUAUAACGGGUCGUUGAAGAUGCAACGUCGAUCGCGUCGCGUUUCAUAAUUUGAAGAAACGAGAUCACAUCGAGCUGCAACCAAAUUAUCGUCUGAGACUCGAUAAACACGAUUAAUUUUUUCGACAUUCGAUCGCUUUAUCGGUAUCUUAUCCCGAUGCGUAUCGACGAUUAACCGACAGUUUUGAACAUGGACAUCGUGGAUAUUUUAAGAGAAAUUUUUGGACUAGGGUUCACCGACAAAAAAUCUGGCAAAGGAAGCAGUUCGAAUUCUUCAAGAGCGUCGCAGAGUUUAGAUUCGGUAAACAAGUACAUAGAAAGUACCCUCCUGAAAGAUGCUCCGAUUGAAAAAGAGACGAGAGAAGACGACAGAGAUGGUCGGAUCGGACCGAACGUGGUUCAUUUCGAUGCAUCGGCACGCUCCGGACUACUCUCGACUUCCCUCGACAGGCUUUCCAUUAAGGCUAGAAGUAAUUUUAGCACGAUAAGAUCGAAUGUAGCGGUAUAUCGAGGCAAAUGGAUGUAUGAGGUCCAACUUGGAUCGAAAGGACUCAUGCAAAUUGGUUGGAGCACGUUUGAUUGCAAAUUUACACCGGACUCCGGAGUGGGGGACACUGUUAAUUCUUACGCUUACGAUGGGAAUCGUGUGAGAAAAUGGAACGUAGCUUCGUAUUCAUAUGGGGAAUCGUGGCUCGGAGGAGACGUGAUCGGAUGCGCCAUAGAUUUGGACGAUGGAAACGUCGAUUUUUACAGAAACGGACGGAACUUGGGACGGGCGUUUGAAAAUAUAACCAUGGGUUCUAGUUUCGCAUAUUUCCCAACAGUGAGUCUUGCUCGAACCGAAAGUUUAAUAGCCAAUUUCGGUUUGACUCCGAUGCACUAUCCUCUGCAAGGAUACGAGCCGAUGCAAGCGAUUCCGAAAGAAAAGAUACUUCGAGCUACGCUAUUGCUUGACUGGUUCUCCAAGAUAAUAGAACGCGUGUACGUAGAAGAACAGAAGGCGAACGGCGAAAAGAUUAUGUUACGCGACGACAAUAUGAGCGUACAGGCCUACCUAAUGUGUCUUGCGAAUUGCGUUCUCGUCCACAUGGGACCCCUGAUCACCGUACCGUAUAUCGCGGAAUCCAUUAUACUUCCGUUUAUCCAGAAACUUGCCGAAUCGGAAGACCUUUCCUUGUUGUUCACUUGCUUAGAUCUUUUAUGGACGUUCGCCGAGAAGCAUGAAAUGAAGGAAUGCUUGGAGACCAUCAUAUUUUUUUUAUUGUCCACGUUGAGACACGUGUCUCAUCUGAACGAGUACCUCGAUCAGUGUAAAAGCUUGAUUCUUUUGACAAAAAUUUGUCAACACGUGUCGACUCGUCAGUAUUUGUUGGACAACGUGCUUUUCGAUCAAGCGAGACCUCCGAUCUUUUUGGACGUGAAACCGCCGGAUAAGCAAGGAUUGAUAGAUACAGUCAGCGACGUAUGGUGGGAGACGAAGAAUCCCGUAGAUCCGAUAGUCGAGGCCAACAAACAAAGUUAUUUAAAUGCUUGCGAGGAAAUGAAAGUUGCGAUCUCUGAACUCGAGAAAUUACAAGUGCGUUUGCUGGUAACUCUCCUCGACAAUUCCGACGGUACCGAAAUGAGACCCACUUCGAGAACAAUAUUUUUACGAAAAUUCAAGCGUUUCAUUCCCAUAGCUGAUGCCGAUCCUGCACCGAUCACGUUGUGUUGCAUUCAUCGACUUCUGACUGCAUUUCAAAUUUUAUGGGACGCCGAAGUCGGAACGUAUCCCGUUUACGUGCCAUGCAGGAUGUUCUACGACGGAUCGAUCGACUACUCAAGAACCGACAGGCUAGGCGGCGUGACCUCUCAUUUGAACAAAACGUUCAGGAACGAAUUGAUACAACUUUUGGGAGCGGAACAUGAGACGAUCGCCUCGAUGGAGAGUCAGGCCCAGAACCGGACGCCGAAUUCGUACGCGAGAAUGGCGCUCGUUCGUGCGAUCGACGCGAACACCUUCCCGUUCGAACGCGACGCGUUUCUCGAUUCAUCUACACCGCCGCUGGUCAUGAAUCGCGUGGAUUCGACAACGUCUUUGCUUGAAUUGUUCGACGGCAUCGUUUCAUUUUAUUAUCUGGUGGCGAAGAAGCCAUUGGCGAAGGUGGCUCUUUUGAGAAGCAGCAUGACGGAUUACAUCUCCGCUAGCCGAGACAUAAAAACACGAUUGGAGGAGCUCGACAAAAAAAAUAGUCCCGAAUCCGAGUUGGAAUUAAUUCGACAGCAGUUAUCGAGAUUGAUAAACAUUUUCAACGUCAAGCUGAUCGAACAGAGCAGAUACAUGGCGUGGAUCCGUGCCGCCGUUUAUUCCGAAGAAAAGCAGUUGCAAUUCGCAUGGCUCUUGAGGGCGAUCGCAGCGACGUUGACGAGCGCUAGCUUGGAAGGGAACAUGUUCAGUUUCGUGCCUGAUUUUUACUUAGAGACACUGGCGGACUUGUGCGUGGGCUUACGAAAUCACAUGCACCCGACGGCGCCUGUCGAACGUAUUGCGGAUCAUCAAGAAUUGUUUCGAAGCAUAGCCGAAUUCCUGUGCGAGCAUUUUAUGGAUCCCCGUAUAGUGAGCGUGAACUCGAAGAGUACGUUGCUUCUGAUGCUGGCCGGAUUCGUGUUCAAUCCACUGACGCUAAACUCUUUGGAGAACGUGCCGGAGGCCAGCCGGAUGAAGCUCGUUACGAGCUUGUUAAAAUCGUACGAGAACAGGGCGUGGGCCCAGUCUAAUUGGAUUCUGGUCAGAUUUUGGCAAGGCAACGGUUUCGCCUUUCGGUACGAAAAGAGCCCACAUCUGUCGAAGAAGAUCGGAGCAAGACCGUAUCAGCAAGAUUCGAUUUUUCAACCGAAAAAACCAUACCCGUCCGUCGUGUUCCAAGGCCACGUGAGGGACGUAUUAUUAAAAAGUUCGCAAGACACAGCGGCGUUCUUGAAUUCAUUGUUGAAUCUUUUAAAUUGGACGUUUUCUGAGUUCAUCGGAAUGGUGCAAGAGAUUCACAACGUGUCGUCGAGACCCGAGAGGGUGUACAUCGAGUCCAGACAGUUAAAAAUUUGCGCCACGUGUUUCGAUCUAUCAGUCUCCUUGUUGAGAAUCUUGGAGAUGAUCAUCACGAUGGUACCGAACGUUUUCAACGAUCAGACUUUCAGUGAAAAUUUAUUAUUUAGACUGUGCCAACUACUUUGCCAAGUGUUGAACAGGAUGAGCUCACAGACCAGUUGCUUCCAGCACGUUGUACAAUUAGAAAUUCUCGAUUUGGAGUGUGUAGAUCAUUUUCCAAUACUAGCCGCGGUCACGGGUAUCUUGUUGGCACUACUCCAUGAGGAUAUGAACAAGUUCAAACGAAAAUCCAUGACUGAAGUACCGAAGAUCACGCAAGCGUUAUUGACGGAACCGAGCUUCCAAAUGAGCACUCUCUAUUUCAUGUUGGGGGAUUCGAAACUGAAAGAUCGGAAUCAGGAGAGAAGAAUAAAACAAUUUUCUUUCUUGAAUUACCCGGAAGAUGUGACAGAGGAAGAGGUAAAGAGAGUGAAGGAUAUGAUCGAAUAUUUGGACGAAUGUCGUGCCAUUCUGCCAAACUCGAAGAUCUCUACGGACAACAGUGAUACAUGUACCAUCUGCUACGCGCAACCCAUAGCAGUGACAUUUAAACCGUGCAAUCAUCAAACGUGUCGUAUCUGCAUCGAUAGACAUCUUCUGAACAGCAGAUCGUGUUUCUUUUGUAAAGUGACGAUUGACAAAGUAGUCGAUCUCUCCGGGAAUGUGUUGCACGACUUCACCCAGACACCCAUGUCCUCGAAUUAAUCCCCGCUAGAAUCAUUACGGCCCGUACGACGAUCGUACACUGGUACGAAAGUAAUUGUAAAUCAAUUUCGAAUAAAGAUUAUAAAUGAUGAGUACGCGACAUCCUA
Messenger RNA from Ceratina calcarata, 4384 nucleotides. RefSeq names its product E3 ubiquitin-protein ligase RNF123. Gene Ontology annotation, cellular component: cytoplasm. Gene Ontology annotation, molecular function: ubiquitin-protein transferase activity; protein binding. The record is from RefSeq and is a predicted model, not a curated record. NCBI's taxonomy places the organism in Eukaryota, Metazoa, Arthropoda, Insecta, Hymenoptera, Apidae. Bases 639 to 4277 code for a protein of 1212 amino acids. The transcript is spliced from 10 exons.